AUGGCUCAUCAGCAACCGCCGUCCCUUCUUUCUUCAUCGGGAACUAGUUCUAACAACCACAACAACAAUCAUUCCAACACGAAAAUAACAUCCAACAUCCGAUCAUCAACAAGUAAUCAUUGCAUCAUACAAAAUGGUAAUGGUACCCCAACAAGAAAAGAUCAACAAAAAUCGGUUAUUACAAAUGGUGGCAAUGGUCAUGCUUGCCAUGAUGAAACGGAGGAAAUUAUGACGAAAGAGUCUGUAUCUCAUCUACAUCAACAACAAUUGGGCAUUCUCUCGGAAUUGCCAGUGGAAAUACUUUUUGACAUAUUUGAAAUGAUUGAACUGAAACAUGUAAUACGUUUUGCUUUUUUAAAUAAGAAGUUUUGUGCUCUCCUCGGGCGAUAUUUGAUUAGUAAUGAACGAUUUGUAAACAAGUACUUAAAUAGUGAGCCUCAAAAUCGACGGAGUGAUACAUUGAAUUUUCCAUACAUGAUACGUGUAAAUAAUGUAGCAGUAGAGAACACGACCACUACAGCGUCGCGAAUAUCGAGUGAUGAUUUGAGCUGGUUGGAAAAAAUUGGACCUCACCUUUUUGAAAUAAUUUUGGCAAGUUUGACGUCUUCAAUUCAAGAUUCUCAAUUUAUUGAUAAUGGAGAGGCAGUACGAUUGCUCAAUUUUUGGAACGUCAGUUUUAUGCAUUUAUGCAGCAGUGAAAAAAGCAAACGAUUAUUCAAAUCUCUUGGGCUGCGUGUAAAUAAUCCUUUGGUUGAGCGAAUUUAUUUGUCAUGUGGACCACAACGAAUGCUCACGAAUGACAAAAUUACCGAAUUCUUAGACGUGCCAAAUUUUUUAAAUAACUUGGAGCUAUUUCCAUGCGACCGAUUUUCACAUGUACAUAUCAAGGAAAUUUAUUUGAAUGGAUUCAUUGCAACGACACCGAAUGACCUCAAUUCUCUGAUUAUAGGGUGCUCAAAACUUGAAAAGAUUUAUAUUUCAUUUGCCCUUAUUGAUGGAAAUAACACCUUUCCACAGUUACUUCCAUUGGAAGCUCCAAAACAUUUACGAGAAAAUCUCACACAUCUCUCUAUCAGGAAUAUGCCAUCUGUUUACACAAGGCUGUUAUCAGUGAUUGAUAUCUUUGAAACGUUUGAAAGCCUUAAAUAUUUUGAAUAUGAUGAAGUUAGUGGAAGUGGAGGAGUACACCCACAUGUCAAAUUUGACCAUUGUGAAAAUGUGAUUGCCAAGUUUCAAAAAUCAAAUCUUGAAACUCUAAUCUAUAGACCAGCUGGAUCCCAUCAGAGGCAGCUCGCGCAAGCCAAUGAACGCGAACUGAUCAUUGAGGAAAUUAGAGAAUACUUUGCUGGGGAGGAGAAAAUUGCUCCUCUUUUUCCUAAACUUCGAAAUAUUGAAGUAUCGGACUAUCAAAUUGAACGAGAAUGUAAAUAUGACCCAAUUUCAGCUCUAAUAUACCACAUUUUACCCCUCGCUACUCAACAUACAGAAAAUGGCCUAUCAUUGACUCGAAUAUUUGCCCCAAGUGAUUGCAUGACUCUGGUGACACUUUUAAACUGUAACAAUACUGUUUCAGAGAUGAAAUUAGGAGGAAGAGAGAAGAAACAACUGGUUUUUUCUUUUAUUCGCUCCUCUAAUGCUAAAUUCUCUAACCUGCAGGCGUCGACCAUUGUUUUUUCCAAACCAUUCGCAAACUUGAGUCGAUUAAUUUUGGACAAUUUGGAUGAGCUGGAAAACAAUGUGCUCAUCAAUGUAGCCAAGCAUUGCCCAAAGUUGUUAUUCUUGAAAGUCAUUGAUUGCAGUUUUCAACGGGUGGGCACUACACAGAAAAUUCAUGAGUUAGGUCAGCUCAAGUUACAAAGUAUUUUGAUUGAGGGAUGUAUGAUGGUAGAAUCAUCUCAUCUCUAUUCUCUUAUCAUUCACAGCAAUGAAACUUUGGAAAGUGUUGAAAUUAGAUCCUCGACACUGGUGCCCUUUCAAGGAAAAAUUCAACAGAAUGGUCUAGUAGAAAUGAAAAAACUCACAACUCUCUUACUACCAAAUCUUCAUGAGGAGAAUUAUAACGAAAUUAUGAAUAAUCUAUCCAUAUUAUGUGUGUUCAGUUGUUUGACACACAUUGACAUUUUUGGCAAUGUUGGGCAAGGAUUUUUAACUCUGACAGAAACCAAUACAAAACUGCAAAGUGUGAACAUGCUUGGUGCGACACUUCCUCAAGAACAAGCAGAUCAAAUAUUUCAUGUCAUCGCGGAGAGAUCGAUCAGUAUCAAAAAUUUGGAAUUGAAAACGCAUUUAAUCCUGUUUGCUUACUGA
This is a messenger RNA of Naegleria lovaniensis, 2307 nucleotides long. RefSeq lists its product as uncharacterized. NCBI's taxonomy places the organism in Eukaryota, Heterolobosea, Eutetramitea, Acrasida, Naegleriidae. The record is from RefSeq and is a predicted model, not a curated record. The coding region runs from base 1 to 2307 and encodes 768 amino acids. Gene Ontology annotation, molecular function: protein binding. The transcript has a single exon.